Messenger RNA from Protobothrops mucrosquamatus (brown spotted pit viper), 1614 nucleotides. RefSeq names its product protein tweety homolog 1-like. Gene Ontology annotation, cellular component: plasma membrane; smooth endoplasmic reticulum membrane. The record is from RefSeq and is a predicted model, not a curated record. Lineage: Eukaryota; Metazoa; Chordata; Lepidosauria; Squamata; Viperidae. Gene Ontology annotation, molecular function: intracellularly calcium-gated chloride channel activity; volume-sensitive chloride channel activity.
AUGGGGUCCCCCCAGGGGUACCGAGCUUCGUGGUGGACUUUCCUUCUGCACCAGGUGCCGCACAUCAACUUCCAGUUCGAGGCGGCGGGGAGCGAAUUUGCUCCAGAGGAUUUGGGUUACCAGCAGGCACUUCUGUUUCUGGCCAGUGUCUCGGGUUUGUGCUUUGCCAUCAGUCUAGUUCUCAUUUGCGUCUACCUGAUCCGCUUUUGCUGCUGCAGUAAUGAAGAUAAGGAGGAGACCAAGACACAACGGGUCUGCUGUGUCACCUGGAGCUGUGUGGCUGCGGUUAUCAUCUGCUGCACUUGGAUCAGCAUCGGUUUCUAUGGAAACAGCGAGACCAAUGAUGGAGUAUACCAGGUCACAUAUUCGUUGCUCAAUGCUAACCACACGCUAAGCUCCAUUGACAGUCUGGUUUCUGAAACUGUGGCGCUCCUUUCAGCCACAAUACGGGGGGAACUGACACAGCUUGAGGAGACGCUGUCCCAGAGGACUGAACUGGUGGCUGUGGUUCGGAACACACGCCGCCAGGCCAAGGCAGUAGCACAGACCUUGGAUGGCAUCCCCUUCUGGAAAGAGGCCCGUGGAGGGGCCAGCAUCCUAGCAGAACAAGUUGGCUAUUUGGAAGACUACCGGUGGUUGGCCUACAUCCUAUUGCUGCUCUUGGACCUUAUCAUCUGUCUCCUCACCUUGCUAGGACUGGCAAAGCAGAUCAAGUGGCUGGUAAUCCUGAUGACUAUCAUGAGUUUCCUGGUCCUUAUCCUGAGCUGGGGCUCCAUGGGGCUGGAGACAGCAGCAGCUGUGGGACUGAGUGAUUUCUGCUUUGAGCCAGAUGGUUACGUGAUGAACACAACCCAAGCCAGGACUGGACUUAGCCCAGAAAUCCUACAAUACUAUUUAACCUGCAGCCAAGAUAUUUUCAACCCUUUUCAGCAGAGACUCACUGUGUGUCAGAGGGCCCUAUCCAACAUACAUUCCCAACUAUACGGAUUGGAGAGAGAAGCCAUUCCCCACUUCCCAGCAGCCGAGAAGAGCAUCGUAUCCAUCCAGAGUACUUUGAACAUCACAGAAAGUAAUUUCCAUCAUCUUGUAGCUCUCCUCAAUUGCAGGGGACUUCAUAAGGACUAUGUGGAUGGCCUGAAAGGGCUGUGCUAUGAUGGCAUGGAGGGAUUGCUUUUCCUCCUCCUCUUCUCCUUCCUCUCUGCCCUUUCCUUCACCACAGCGGUCUGUAGUCUGCCUCGGGCUUGGAAGAGGUUCCAGAACAGGGACUCGGACUAUGAUGACAUGGAGGAUGACGACCCUUUCACGCCCCAGGCACGUAGACCGCCAACAGUGCGUGCAGGGGGGGCUGGGCCCAGCCUGCCCAGCUCCUUUGGCCACUGUUCAAGCUGGGGCAGCCGGGGCAGCCUGCGCCUUUCAGCCCCCCCCAUUUCCAACGCCCCCAUCUCACAGUACAUGAGUCAAAGCGCUUCGUACAGUGGCAGUCCUCAAUUUGAGAGCAUCCCCCUCAUUGACCGUCAUUCCCCACCCCCUUCGUAUUCUCCCAGCAUGCGAGCGUCUUAUGUUGGUGCUAGUGAAGAAGUGGUCUUCCCCUGCCAGACCGGAUUACAGUCCUAG